Molecule: messenger RNA, 406 nt
Organism: Drosophila teissieri
Lineage: Eukaryota; Metazoa; Arthropoda; Insecta; Diptera; Drosophilidae
Exons: 2
Coding region: 105-353 (82 amino acids)
Source: RefSeq, a predicted model, not a curated record
UUGAAACUAACGCAACCAAAACUUAGUUCAGCACACAAUUUGGACACUUAGUUUACCAAAAUUUCGGUGAUAUAUUUAAUUCGUAGAUACAAUUCAGCUAAAAAAUGUUCAAAAUUCGUAAUUUCGCGCUGUUGAAAUUGAGUGAAGGCCUUUUCGGCCCACGACUAAUGUCCAAAUCGUCGAAAGAUUCGGGCAAGGAUACUUGCAAGGGUGGCGACUCCAAAAAGGAGAAAGACAAGAAGAAGAAGGAUCUUUGUGGCAGAACUAUUGUUCCCACUUCACCACGUUGCAAAAACAAGCCCGGCGGCUCAGACAAGUCCAAAUCAUCCAAGGAUGAUUGCAAGAAAAAAUAACAGAGCUCGAAUUAUGAUUUCAAUUCAAUUCAAGCAGCUUACACAAUCACAGC